CGAAACCCAAGUUUAGUAUUAUGAUGGAAAAUACCCUCGAUCCCUUUCUCUCUCCUUCAGCUUCCUUCAAACCCCAGAAUCAAUCCCUCUGCUUUCCCAAAAAUAAUCAGAAACCCUAGAAGCUCAGAGCUUCGAUCAUCAUCAUGUCUGUGCUAUUGUGCGGCAAAAGAUCGCCGGCGAGCUUCUUCGAGGACGAGUACCAUACGCCUGUUCCAGCCUCGAAGAGGAUCCGGUGCUCCGCCGCCCUCCAGUUCUCUCCGCCUCCGGCCUCGGUCACGUCACCACCUUCGACCGUUGUUUCUCCAGUUGAUCGGCUUAGGGCUCUGUUUCCUGAUAUGGAUGAGGAGUUGCUCGCGAAAGCACUUGAAGUAUCAGGCAAUGACUUGGACAUUGCGAUAAAGAAUUUAAAUAAUCUCCAUUUGGAGUCAGCGAGGGCAGAAUUAGACUUUGCUGAGAACAACAAAUCUAAUGUCAGGACUGAAGCGAAUAUUUGGUCAUCACCUGAAGCUCUGGACUCCAUGGUAUUGGACACAGUGGCCAGCCGCCUAGGAAGGUGCCUAAGUGCUGAAAGUGCACUUUGAAGUAAGUUGGGUUGUGUUAAAUAAGAGUGGCUUAGAAGUUGCAUUUUGUUUGGACACAUCCAUAGCGAAUAGACCAAUUCUGCAGUCAUUUUAGUUGUAUCCUAUAUAACUUCACUGCAAAUGUUUGGAGCAGCAAAAUCCUCGAGUAUCAUGCCCUUUCUUAGCACAGGGCUUGCUGGCAUAUACUAAUUUACAUCUUUUUUAAUAUACUUGUGAGUAUGUUGAACAUGUAAAUCAUCUACUUUCUUUUUUAUGCUUGCUUUCUGCCAAGAGUAUGUCAUAUUUCGCAGUAGAGAACACAAUGUUUCAACUCACAAUCCUAUACUUACAAUUUUAAUGACAUAACAAAGAAAAAAAAUUCAAAUGUUUAAUUCUAUUGUUCCUUAUGAUUAAGAUGGUUGUUCUUAGGAUUUUUUUUUUGUUUUCCCUAUCCCUGAGGAUGUCAUCUGUGUAGACAACAACAAAGAGUAAAUGCCCAAAAAUACUAUUCAUCCAUUUCUGGAACACUUGAGGGGCAUUUUUUAGGGCAAAUGACAUAAUGUUCUAUUCAUAAUGUCCACCAUUAGGACAACUGAAUGCUGUUAGCCUUUUGCUUUCUGCAUCCUUUUAAUUUACCAGAAUCCUGAUUUUGCAUCGGAUUUAUUGAUCUAUUUAGCAUCUCGGAUUCUGUAUAAUAUUAAUUCACUGUUGGGGAUGAAGAAAAUGUCAAAUUUGGUGGCUUCAUUUACCUUUUUAUAGUUAAUGACCAUAUGAGCAUUUACUGUUCAUUAUUGUCACAUAGAUGACAUCCUAGUGUUCUCAAAAACUAAAGAAGAACACAAAGAACACCUGAUAGCAGUAGCACAACUAUUGCUCAAUCACGUUAUUUUAUCUCUUAAAAAGAUAGCUUUAAUGAAAGAAGAUAUCAAAUUUUUAGGGAAAAAAAAAUAAAUGUGGUCAUGUUGAAUUACAAGAUCGUAUCAUUACAAAGAUCAAAGAGUUCAAAGGUAAUUGUAAAACUCUAAAAGAUCUGCAAAGCUUUCUAGGCUUACUAAAUUAUGGAAAAAAGUAUAUAUCUAAUCUCUCCGAAAAGAUUUCUUCGCUUUAGAAUAAACUUAUUGAAGAACAGAAGAAAAUAUAAAGACAAAUAAUAAUGGAGUAACUUGUUGGGAUACUGACAAAAUUAAAAUAGCACUCAAUGAUGAACAAUUACAAGAAAUUGGCAACAUCAAAAAAGAAAUAAAAGAACAAAAAAUCUUUAUCAACCACAAUCUAGAGAUACAUUAGUUAUACAAACUGAUGCUUUAGAUACACAUUGGUAAGGAAUUCUAUUUGUAAUUCCACCAAAACAUCUGCGCUUCGAAUUAGUAUCUGAGCCUGGUUCAAGGACAAAGAUCAACCAAUUAGACCCUGAAAUAUGUGCAUAUUGCUCUGGAAAAUUUAAAGGACUGGAAAAAAAUUAUGCUACAUAUGAUAAAGAAUUAUUAGCUAUCAAAACACUAUUAGUUCUUUAAAAAUAUACUUACUAUUGUCUGAGUUCAUUAUUUAAAGAGAUAAUCAAGCUGUUGCACAAUUUCUUGAAAAGAAAAUUAAUUCUUUAAUUGAGAAAAAUGUGCAAAUAAGAUGAUCCAUGGAAUUAGAGAAUUAUAUUUAAUACUAUUUGAUAUAUUACUGGAUUUACUAAUAUUGGUGCUGGCUUUCUUUUCUAGCAUGACUAGUUUCUUACCAGACAAAAAGCCCAGUAAAUGCAAAGUACCUCUUCCUCCUUAAUUUGACCUAAAGGAAAAAGGUAUGGAAGAAAUAUCCCCAAUACCUCAAAUAACUCAAAUCAUCAACAAACAUCUUAAUAUAGACAUUAAGGAAAAGUACAUUAAAAUUAUUGCCUGAUUCCUUACCAAUCUAGAAAAAUGAUUACUGAUGGAUAUAAUGAAGUACUGAGAUGAAUGAGCUUUAUAAUAAGUCUUGAUGCACAAUUUGCAAAACAAAAGUAUACUCAUCAGUUAGCGUAAUAUAUUAAAAUAAUUACCACACCUGACAAUACUUAUGAUUGUCCUUAUUGUAUCAAGUGCAUCAAGCAUGAA
Asparagus officinalis (garden asparagus) is the source of this 2641-nucleotide messenger RNA. RefSeq lists its product as uncharacterized. The transcript has 3 exons. The coding region runs from base 144 to 581 and encodes 145 amino acids. NCBI's taxonomy places the organism in Eukaryota, Viridiplantae, Streptophyta, Magnoliopsida, Asparagales, Asparagaceae. The record is from RefSeq and is a predicted model, not a curated record. Gene Ontology annotation, molecular function: ubiquitin binding.